CUUUAAAGAUGUUUCGCAGCAUGGAGGAUCAAACCGUGCUUGGGUGAUCUACGCCGACUUGGGGUAGUGCUUAUUACACAAAUUCACACUUAGGCACCCCUUCGUGGCGGCGACAAUACCAUGGUUUUCAUGGACUAUCGGAUCUAAAAAUGGGAAGACCCCAAGGGACAUCGAAUUCUGACGAGGGGAUGAAGAGAUUGAUCUCGGUACACCGAUAAGCUUGCAGGACUGAGGACAGCACCAGAAACCCCGCGAUUCGCAUGCGUAACAGCGGCAAAGCAGCAGGUAAAUUUUUGUGAUGAAUUCGACAGGGCAGGACGACGAUGCGCGACAAGUGCGGCGAAAGCCGGUUCCCUCAUACGUUCCGCCGCUUGGGUAUGACGAGGCCCUGCUGCUCUCAUCCGCCGAUACCCACGUCUACGACUGGGAUCACGAGCCCGAAGCCACGACACACCCUUUAGACGAACCGCGAAGUACAGAGAUUAGGACAGACUUGCCCUCAAAGUCAACAUUUGCGAGCGGUGAGACUGAAUACGAGCUAGUGAAGACAUCGAGCGCCGAGAAGACGAGGAACAACACACGACGGCCUCCGCGACCAAGAUGGCAGAUUCUGAAAGGGUGGUGGCCAGAGAUUGUAUGGUGCUUUAUCAGCGUUGUCUGCAUCAUUGUACUCGUCACGGUACUAAGGUCGUACGACAACCAGCCACUGCCGAACUGGCCCCUUGGCCUGACGCUCAACACCGUCGUCGCUUUCAUCUCCACAUUUUGCCGCACAUCGUUCGUUCUCCCGGUUGUCGAAAGUCUAUCGCAGUACAAAUGGAACUGGUACAAGUCGCCUAGGCCAUUGGGCGAUUUUGCGGUCUUUGACGAAGCCAGCCGCGGGCCGUGGGGUAGCUUGAAGCUGUUGCUUAGGACGAAGGGCCGGCUCCUUGGGAUUCUCUCAGCUGUCAUCCUGGUUUCUGGAAUCGCGACCUCGACGUUGACACAAUCCGUUGUCACUUACCCUACUCGCCAAGUUGCCAUUCCUGGGAACGAGACCGCACUCACACGAAGGAAUAAUGAGUAUUUCUGGGCGACUGCUAAUAGCCCUUCUCGAAGAGAUAUCAUGUUCCCGAUCAACCAGAUUAUUCCUCGAAGUCUCUACACCCCACCCACCGAGGUGAUGCCGUAUUAUCAAGCUAGCUGCCGAUCAAAUAACUGCACCUGGGACGACUUUACUUCGCUUGCCGUAUGCGUUGAUAUGAACAAUGUCACAGACCUUCUCAAGACUGACGGCGACCCAAUCGAAAUGGGCACGAAUUCCACACUCCCCAAUGGCCUGAAUUUGCAAAGAAGUUAUGGAUACGGCAACUUGAAUAUCUCCAGCGGCCCGAGUCUAUCAUUCAAUGGUACCGAUGCCAUGGGAGCCAAGAUCUGGAACUUUUUCGUCAUCUAUGGCCCCCGGCUGCGUGCUACUGAAAUCAUGCUGCACUGGUGUGUAAACACAUACAGGGUGACGGUCCAGGACAAUAUUCCCGGCACGCAAAAAGUCGCUUCCUACACGAAACCGCAGGAGGGAGAGGUGUUUGUGGAAAACUAUAACAUGACGCGUAGCGCGACAUACUUGACAUCGCCAGAUAACCCGAACAAGAAAUAUGUGGCUGACGGUAUGGGUCCCGGUGAGAUUGCUGACAUCCUUGACUCGACUCUAUCGGGGACUUACGUCGACGCCGGCGAUUUCAGAUUUGGCAACGGGACUCAAAUCUACGGGACAGCUUUAUCACGAGCUGCAAUUGGCAUCAAUCAGACUACUGAGUCUCAAAAGCUGGAUGAUGCCCUAUUCAUGGCGCUUCGCAACCUCACCGAAAACAUUGCCAGUGGUCUCACGAAUGCGCUCUUGAACGACAACGUCAGCGGAACUGCGUGGCAGGUGGAGAGGUUCGUCUCGAUCCGAUGGCCAUGGUUGACGCUACUGGCGGCUCAGGUUGGGCUCUCCAUCCUGACCUUGGUUAUCAUCAUGAUUGAGACUGCCAGCCUAGAUAUUGAGAUCGUCAAAGGCUCUCCCCUCCCCGCACUUUUGGCAGUGCACCCAGAUGAGAAGACUACUCUGCUAGGGGACCAUAUCGAGGAAACACAAAACAAGGAUAGUAGGCUUCCGCAUUUGAGGGCUUCGGGCAUUACUGGCGGUCUGAGGAGAAGUGGAGAGGAUUGGGUUCUUCAGGGGAUCAAAAGACGAUGAAUACCAUUGGAUAGUAACUGAUAACA
This is a messenger RNA of Colletotrichum godetiae, 2244 nucleotides long. RefSeq lists its product as uncharacterized. The transcript has 5 exons. NCBI's taxonomy places the organism in Eukaryota, Fungi, Ascomycota, Sordariomycetes, Glomerellales, Glomerellaceae. The record is from RefSeq and is a predicted model, not a curated record. Bases 299 to 2218 code for a protein of 639 amino acids.